Molecule: messenger RNA, 696 nt
Organism: Uloborus diversus
Lineage: Eukaryota; Metazoa; Arthropoda; Arachnida; Araneae; Uloboridae
Product: speckle-type POZ protein-like
Exons: 3
Coding region: 1-696 (231 amino acids)
Biological process (GO): regulation of proteolysis; proteasome-mediated ubiquitin-dependent protein catabolic process
Cellular component (GO): cytoplasm
Molecular function (GO): ubiquitin protein ligase binding
Source: RefSeq, a predicted model, not a curated record
AUGAAUUCAACCAUUCAUGGUGAUGUCGCUGAAACAGCCAGUCUUGAACAGGAACCUUCUUCAAGUACUGUGGUCCAGCAAGCUGAGAGUAUUCAAGAGCAUGAGGCUGCUUCCGUGGUGUCAGACCCCCAAUGCCCAGGAGAGGAAGCAGGUACAGCGACUUUGGCAACAGAUAUGAAAAGCCUGUUCGAGGAAGCCUGUGUUUUGCAUUCAGACGUCACUUUACGGGUCGGUACAGAGCAGUUUUCCGCCCACAAGGCGAUUUUGGCGAGUCGAUCCAAAGUAUUCCGAGCCAUGUUCGAAAGUGGCAUGAAAGAAUGUCAGGAGAAUACCUUGGAUUUGGUAGAAAUGAAACCAUCUACAGCCCGAAACAUGUUGCAGUUCAUCUACUCGGGCUCUCUGGGAGAAAUAUCCGUGGAAGAGGCGUUGGAUGUCUAUGCCGCCUCCGACAAGUACAACUUACAAGAGUUGAAAAGUUGGGGCAAAGAGCUCAUCUUGAGAAAUAUGUCAUCGGAUCACGUUUGUGAUGUGACUGUCUUAGCCGACCUGCAUUCUGACGAAGAUCUUGCUAUGGCUUCCUGUCGAGCAUUGAAGAACAAUUUGCAGGUGGUAUUGAACACUGAAAAGUGGAGAGACUUUGCAAAGCAAAACGCAACUUUGUACUCAGAAUUGCUAGAAAAGGUGUUACUGAUGUAA